This is a messenger RNA of Petromyzon marinus (sea lamprey), 7737 nucleotides long. RefSeq lists its product as uncharacterized. The record is from RefSeq and is a predicted model, not a curated record. Gene Ontology annotation, molecular function: guanyl-nucleotide exchange factor activity; small GTPase binding. Lineage: Eukaryota; Metazoa; Chordata; Hyperoartia; Petromyzontiformes; Petromyzontidae.
CCACGACCUCCAGCAUACCCGGCGAGGCAGCUAACAUCUCGCCACCGCGGCCAACCGUUGACUUUAGCCGGCCGCAGAGAGGCGGUGCUGCACCUGGAGCAUGACGCACGCUCGCCCAGCCACCCCUGCCCCACAUCGCCCAGCCGCUCGCCACGCAACCCUCCGCCCUCUCCAGUGCACUUUAGUCACUUGCCGGAUGCAUGGAUCGUGGCGUGGCGGCGUGGCGGGGGGGGGUUUUCCUGUGUUUUGUCACUGCUGGUUUCGCCGUGACGCGCCGAAGUUGAGAGACCCCCCCCACCACCACCACCCCCCCUGACCGUCACGGGACCCUCCGCCGUUUUACACCGGAGAGCAGCGUUGUGUGUGCGCGCGCGCGCGCGCGAGACCGCCGCCGCGUUCGUGAAGCUGGAGUCGAUCGCGCGCGGUGCCGAUGUUUAGCGGAUUUACUCGGGCGAGCGCUGCGCAGCAGGAUCUUCCACCGGCACGUUGACAUCGCCUCCCAUGACCAUGAUCCACCAGACGGAGGAGAGGGGGCCCGCCGUGGCUUUGCCCGUUUCCCCGUCGCUGAGGAACGGCGACCUGCCCUCCGCCAAGAAGCGCAGCCGGAGAAAGGUGAUCAUGAACCGACUGCAGGCGAAGGGCUCUAAAAGGCCCGGGUGUCCUGAGAGCAUCGAGAUCCAGCCGGUGAGAGAUCGUGGCGGCGGCAGGAGGUCGAGCCUCGGGGGCGGAGGGACCGCCGCGUCCGCUGGGAGGGCAGCACCAAUGUCUGCCAAGGAGCUGUACGUGAAGCACGUGGUGGACGAGUUGGUGGAGACGGAGAAGACCUACGUGGCCAACCUGCGCUCCAUCAUCGAGGACUACCUGUCAGUGAUCAUCGACAGGAAGGCACUCCCACUCACGCGCGGCCAAGUCUACACACUCUUUGGCAACAUCGAAUACAUCUACCCCUUCAACAGUGAUCUGUUACAGAGCCUGGAGGCCUGCGCUGGAGAUGUUGUGGCCAUCGCCAAUUGCUUUGUGCUCAAGAGUGAAGACUUCAAGAUCUACACUCAAUACUGCACUAACUAUCCCAGCUCGAUGGCCAUCCUGAGCGACUGCAUGAAGAACAAGACCCUGGUGGCGUUCUUCCGCGAGAGGCAGACGGCUCUCCGGCAUUCGCUGCCGCUCGGCUCGUACCUGCUGAAACCCGUGCAGCGAAUCCUCAAGUACCACCUCUUCCUGAAGGACAUCGCGAGCCGGCUGGACAAUGGUGCGGAGGGCCGCGACGUGGUCAACAGGGCCCUGGCGGCGAUGCACGGCGUGGCGCGGUCCAUUAACGAGAUGAAGCGCAAGCACGAACACGCCAUACGCGCGCAGGAGAUCCAGGGCCUGCUGGUGUGCGGCAAGGCUCGGCUGAACCUGGACGAGCUGGGCGAGCUGGUGCAGGAGGGGACCUUCCAGGUGAAGCACGGGCGCAAGGAGCGCACGCUGUUCCUCUUCGCCAAGGCGCUGCUCGUCACCAAGCGGCGUGAAGACGGCACCUUCACGCACAAGUCCUGCAUCAACUGCGAUAACCUGAUGAUGUCGGAGAAUACCAAGGAGCGGACGUUCAGCGUGUGGAACCAGCGGGACCCAAAGACUCGUAUCACCUUCCAGACCAAGUCACUGAAUGAGCAGAGGCUGUGGACUUUACAUCUGAAGAAGCUCAUCCUGAAGAGUCACCCGACGGUCGUGCCAGAGCGGGCAAUGCAAGUUAUUUUGGAUGUGAACCUAUUGGCUGAUCAGAAUACACCCGAAGGCAAGCCCGAGGCGACCACGCGUAGGCCCAGCGGGAACACGACCUCCGAUUCUCCGUCGCCGCCUCUGCCACCGCACGAUCCGUUGCGGCCGGCUCACUGGCCGUCCCGGGAAUCUCCCCGGUGGGACAUCGUCCGCCGGCCGUCCCGCGACUCGGCCGAUCCGGGGAGUCCGUGGUCUCCGGGCGGCCACGGGGGACAGGGCGCACCGGCCGGCACCACGCCCCCCUCGCUGCGGCGCGACGCUGGGGGCCGGGGGUCGGCCUCGGCGUCGCUUCGCGAUCGCGGGCGGAGCAGCGGAGAGGGCUCGAGCGAGGAAACAGCGGCGGCAGCGGCAGGGGUGACCCCCGCGAUGACCCCUCGUGCUGAUGAGGUUGCCUCCCGGGCCCCACUGGGCCCCAUCGAUGUCGGACACAGUCAGGGUUUCACGACAGCGCAGUGUCCGGCUGAGCCCACUGUUCCCUCCCCGGCGAGAGAGAUGCCGCUUCUGAAAGACGACACCGAGGGCCUGCGAGAGAUUCUGGGUUUGAACCACGGCAAUGUGGCAGCCAGCCCGUUGCCCACACUGAGGCCUCUCUUAAGUCCCAGGUGCCGCCAGUCUCUGAGUCUGGCAUACAACAACAAAAGCACUGACUCGGAUCAGGUCGCCAUCACAGAGUCGUCGGGGGAAGAUCUCGAGGACGACGACGACGAUGAUGAUGAUGACGACAACGACGACGGCGACGAUGAAGAAUUCGGAGGCGGAGUGGAAAUGGCUGCUGUUGAUUGGCCGGAUCGGUAUCCUACUGCGGACGUUUCCGCGCGUGAACUGAGCGAGACGCGUGAUGUCUCGACGCUUGGCUCGCCGAGCUCUCGCCGAGAGGGUGAUGGUACCAGAGUGGAGGACGGCGGAGGCGACGCUGGCAAACGCGGCCGGGAUUCCGCACCGCCCCUUAAUACGCUGUCCGGCGAGCGAGCCAGCACCGCCAGCACUGCCGCGACAGCGGAAGGGAAGGAGGCGCUCGCGACGCCGACCUCGACCAACCCGAGCAGCGCCAGCAGCCGACGGAGCAGCACCGAGGAGGGGGAGGAGACGGUGGCGGAGCAGCGCCGCUUGCCACUCUCGCCGCGCUCGCCCGCCAAAGUCCUGGCCAACGCCGCCGGACGGCCGAAACGCGGGGCCCGCGCCGACGACGCCGACGAUCGCGUCUCUUGGAGCCUCCCCGACUCGACGGAACUCAACGGGUUUCCCUGCCCUCUCCCCGCGCCCAUGGAUCGCCCGAGUGAACCCUUCGGUUCUCACGCCAACGGCUAUGGCAUCAUCGAGGAGGAAGUCGAAGAGUUUUUGGAGGGCUGCGGCGGCGACGACAGUUUUGCCGAGGAGUUUGACGUGAAACAGGCUUGCGGCGAACCUCGGCCAUUUCCGCCGCACCUCCUGAACCAAAACGGUGGCGGGAACGGGGUGACUUCGACCGAAUCGGAAUGGUGGCACGAUUUCAAUGGCGGCGUUGGCAACGGCAACGGCGUCGGCAACGGCGACGGCGUCGGCGGCGGCACGCUCGCGAGAGCGACUUCCCGCGGGCAGACGCUGCAACUGAGCCGAGCCUCUUCGCUCUCCAAGAAGGACAGGCAGCUGAUCGAGAAGAUCAAGAACUACUACGACCGGGAGGGCUGCGAGGACGCGCAGGGGGGGGCCGCCCCGGUCAAGCGGCGAGAGAGCCUCGCGCACAUCCCCCAGGGGAAGGUCCGGAAUUCCAUCUUCGUGCGGGCCCAGCAGCUGCAGAAAAUCAAACGGGGGGAGGAGAACGGCGCCGAGCCGGCACCGGCACCGGCGGGAUUGUUCGGCUUCCCCGCCGACGUUCCGGACGAGGGCUCGGGCGCGGCGCCGGGAGGCGCUCGCGCAGCGGGGAAGACUCCGUCGCCGAGCCGCCCCGGGGCGGAGGCGUUCGACGUGUCGGACGUCCAGGCGGUGUACGACAACUGGGUCUGGCCGCCGGGCGGCGUCUACGACAACCUGCUCUGCCUGGGCUCCUCCAGCGCCCUGCCGCCGCUGCCCACCCUGCAGGAGAAGCCCUCCGAGGGGGAGGAAGAGAAUGUCUACGGGGAGGUGGACCUGGACGCUGCCUUUCCUCCCGACGCCGCGCAGCACAACGGCGACGCGGCGAGCCCCCGGCGGCGGCCGGCGGCGAUAAAUCAAGGCGGCGGCGCGCUCCCUCCGUGCGACGGGCACGGGGCCCAGCCGGCCGACUGCAGCAAGAACCUGCAUGACCUGUGCGACGACCUGGAGAGCUACUACCGGGACCACGGCAAGGUCGCCUCGGGCCUGGCCGCCUUCCCCGUGGCGGAGCUGGACCUGGAGAGCCCCCCGCGGAGCCUCAGCGCGGGCGACGUCGGCGCGUCGCUCGCGGAGUUGCCGGCCGCCGCCCGCGAGGCGGACGGCGGGGGCGGCGCGUCGUUCGCCAGGCUGUGGCGCAAGAAGCUGGGCCGGUUGAGCGGCUCAGGGGGCGGCGGAUCCGGGAAGGGAGCGGCGGGGGAGGCCGGCGGGGGGGCCUCGCGGGGGCCGCUGGGCCGCUCGCUCUGCUCCAGCGAGGAGGCGAUCUCCGCGGAGGGGGAGCGGCGGCGCAGCGGCGGGGCCGGCUCGCCGGCGCGGCGUGCGCGGUCCAUGUACGACGUGGACAGUCCGCCGACGACGCCGACGACGCCGACGACGCCGACGACGCCGACGGCGGCGAGGUUCCCCGCCGACAAAAGCAAGAGCAGGGUGUACACGCUGGCGCGCGAGUACAGCAUGAGGAUCAAGCGGACUCGGCCGGUGACGGGCGCCAGGGAGGGCAGCGCCGAGGUGGCCCCGCUGCCCGCCGUGCUCGAGAUGAACGCGCACAACAGCGGCACCAUAGGCGCCAGGAUGGCCGAGCACAUGCACACGUACGGCCAGAUCAUCAUCCGCGAGGGCAACGCGCCGCCCAUGCCGGCAGACCUCGACCCCCCGCCGCCCACCGCCGCGAGCGGGCGGCGUCGCCUGCCCGGCACGCCCCCCCCAACAUCUCCCGCCCGCUCCCCGCUCGGCCGCCCCGACUCGUCUCCCGACCCCAGCGUCUCGUCGCGCGCCGGCUCCCGUUCCCCCUCGUCGGCAACGCCGCCGGGUUCCCCCUCGCGCGGCGCCCGCCCCGGGCUCCCGGCCGACGCGCCGUGCUGGCCCGUCGUGCGGGGCCUGCGCCUGCGCUACCAGGGUGGCGCCGGCGGCAGCGGCGGCGACAGCGAUCGAACCCGGGUGGUGUCGCCGGCCAAGUCGACGGGAAACUUGGCGACGGCGCGCGUGAGGUGGCGCGGGGACGCCGGGGGCUCUCCGGCGCCGGAGGGGCACGGACCUUCGGCCGCCCCCCUCCAGAAGCCGCGGAUCUGGUCGUGGAACGGCCCCGACGCGGAUUGGCUGGCGCCUCCCGGCGACGGCGGCGCGCGGCGGUCGGGUGGGGCGGCGACGGCGGCGUUCGACCGCCGUGCCGCGGCGCCGCUGGGGCCACGCAGGGCCAAGGAGAACUACCAUCGCAACUUCGUCGACAAUGACGACGACGGCGAGGACUACGUGGAGAUCCGAUCGCCCGAUCUAUCGGGGCCCCAGGCCGUCGGCACGGCAGCAGAGACCCCGCGGGCCGCCGAGACCGGCGGGGGGGACGAUCGGACACGGAGCGAGGGGCGGAGCGCGGGAGAUGGCGGGAGAGGGGCGCCGGCCGUGCCGGGACACAGGGCCCAGGGCUCCUCGGAGCGGAGCCUGGUGCGGAAGCUGAAGGAGAGGUUUCAGCCGCUGAGCUAUCAGAGCCACGCGUAACUGGGCACAGAUCGGCGCGCGAGCGACGAUGUUCGUGCACGCGGGGGGACGAGCUCGCGGCUGAACGGAGGCGGCAGGAACAAACGGUGUGCGCGCGCGCGUUGUUGUUGUUGUCGCUGUAAUUUAAUUAACUUACAAAUGCAACGGGUGCACGCAGUCUUAAAGGGUAAGGGAAAUGAAAGCAAAUGUCUUAAUAAACGUUAUAACACCCGUACAAACGCCGGAUGCUUUUUGACCUCACGCUAACGGGCGUGGCAUUUGGUGAAAGUGUCAAGACGCCGUCGCACAAAAUUGAGCCGCCUGGCAAGGUCGCGCGGUUGCCACGAGCGAAGCAUGCCAUGUGAAGACGAACGAGGGUUACACGUUGGCGGGACCUUGCAUUGUAAACGUGCGGUUCUCUGUCCCCGUGAACCCGUCGGCGCUUUUGGUUUGUUUUUUUCCACACGGAGUGGCUUCGCAAAGUUUUCCAUCGCAGCGUAGCGGGCUGCGGGGAAGGACUCUGCAGACCUCCGUUGAGCACCGGCACUCGCAUGAAAUCUGGGUUUUCGAAAAUGAGCCAAUUUAAAAUUCAUCAUCUCAGCUGGCAGACGGGAAAUUAAUUUCUAACAGUCUUUGUAAUGUUGUUGAAUUAUGCAAUAGUGUACACAAAGGAAAAGAGAGUUCAAUUACCAAUUGAGAAUGUACUGUGUUGUUCCCAUUUUUGAAGAGCAAUUUUUACGUUGCUGUUAUAGCAUAAUUUGCCUGUGCCUUAAUUGAAUGCCAAAUGCACUUGUGUAUGCACGUUAAGUGUACGUGUGUGUGCGCGCGCGAAGAAAACAAUAUCAGCAUGUACGCACACCACACAUACACACGCGUAGGAGGAGGAGGAGGGAAUUGCAUGUUUUCAUAUCCGAUUACCGAUUGCGCAGGGCCACGUGAAUUAACAUCGUCUGCGCCAUGAACCCUCGAUGUACGUGGGCUGAUCACACGCGGCGGGGCGGGAGGGGUACGGGAAAGGUUUUGGGGGGGGGGAGGGGGGGUGGUGAUCCGCUAACUCUUGCCUGCCGUUGUUCUCUGUGUCGUCUGUGCACGAACUCUCCGCGUGGGCGGCGCGUCGUUUACCCUCGUAAGUGUGCGGGGCACGAAGCCACGACUUCUGCUUCACCACCCACCCCUGCGCCCACCUGUGUGAGAGUCGUGUGUGUCGGUGUCGGUGUGUGUGUCGGUGUGUGUGUCGGUGUGUGUCGGUGUGUGUGUCUGUGUGUGUGUCGGUGUGUGUGUCGGUGUGCGAGUGUGUGUGUCUGCGCAGGAGUGAUAGGGCAGCAGUUAGCGUGCCGCGCUACAAACCCGGCAAGCCGAGUUCGAUUCCUUGCACGUGGCCAACACAAAGUGACCCAGUUUCUGAACUGGUCCCGGACCUCCCAUAGGUUGACACAGCCUUAAAUGAGCACGUGGCACGGUGUGUAAACAUCGCCACUCGGGAGGCAGGCGUCCGGGCGUGGUGAUGUGGCCACCCACCCCCUCGCGUACCGUGCCGGCUUGCCUAGGUGCUCGCUAACAGCACUUGCCCCUAGAGUCUGUUAAGGCUCUACGGGGGUACUUUGUUUUUGUGCAUCCCUGUGCUACCGUUGGGCGAACGACGCAAAUGUGACACAGCUUAACACGACGCGCGGGGAAUCCCAGACUGAAUCGGAAUCUUUAUUUAUACUGGAGGAACCCGAUGAGCUAUGAAGCUAUUUUUCACAGAUGCAAAGUUGCAGACACCGUUGUUCAAAUAUUGUCCCGUGAUGCGGCAAGUGGCAUCAGAACCUGGCCUGGGCCUCCCCUAUUUUAUAAUAAAAUAAUCAACUACUUCCAGCCCUUGUUCAGUCCUUGCUUCAUCAAUAGAUCUUUAGUGUGUGUGCGUGUGUUGGGCCACGUACUGGAUUUCGACCAAAUUUGCGUCGUGAAAACCCUCCACCGAGCGGACGCAGCCGGACAAAAGUGAGAUCGCGUCGCGCGGUGUCGCGAGCGUUUUUUUGUUGUUGUUUGCCAACGUGCCCCCCAGCCCGUUUACACUCAUCGCCUUGCGGGCAAGUCGAGGAAACGCUUCUUCUCACCCCCGUGUUGGUGGCUGUUUCACCGUACCUGGUCAACCACGACGGUGUCUGUGUGGGGUUGGAGAGAAGUCGGGGCCGG